Ananas comosus (pineapple) is the source of this 1851-nucleotide messenger RNA. Its product is annotated as transcription termination factor MTERF2, chloroplastic-like. The record is from RefSeq and is a predicted model, not a curated record. The transcript has a single exon. Gene Ontology annotation, molecular function: double-stranded DNA binding. Gene Ontology annotation, biological process: regulation of DNA-templated transcription; chloroplast organization. NCBI's taxonomy places the organism in Eukaryota, Viridiplantae, Streptophyta, Magnoliopsida, Poales, Bromeliaceae. Bases 93 to 1241 code for a protein of 382 amino acids. Gene Ontology annotation, cellular component: chloroplast.
CCCCCCCACCCCUCUUCUCUCUCCCGCAUGAGGUACGCUCCCUCUCAUUCCCCAUCCAUCCGCCAUUAAAACCCUAAUCCCAAGCUCCGCUUAUGGCUCCGCUUCUCCAGAAGCUCUCCUUCCUCCUCCGCACCUCUUCCUCCUCUUCCCACCUCCUCCGAUCCCUUCUCCUGUCCACGGCAACAGCUUCGAAGAAGCCCCAAAACCCUUACGCUCCCGAGUCCCAUUUCAUGGUCGAUUACCUCGUCUCCUCCAUUGGGCUCUCCCGGGACCAAGCCAUUAAGGCCUCCAAGGGCCUCGCCCACCUCCGAUCCCCCGAUCGCCCCGACGCCGUCGUUGGCUUCCUCAAGCGCACCGGAUUAUCCGACGCCCACAUCAAAAGCCUAAUCUCCUGGCACCCCAAAUUGCUUUGCGCCAACACGGAGAAGACCCUCGAGCGCCGCGCUAAGGAGCUCGAGGAGGGCGGCUUCUCCGGGCCGCUGCUCGUCCAGGUCGUCCGGUCCAACCCUUUUGCUUUCACCAUCAAUGGCGUCCUCCAAAGGCUCCAGUUUUGGAAAGAGUUCGUCGGCGGCGACAACACGGUUUUCUCUAAGGUUGUGAGAAGAAAUAGGAUGCUUAUUAACUAUGAUAUCGAAAGGAAGGUUGUUCCUAAUAUUACUCUUCUGAGAAACUACGGAUUGUCCGACAAGGAUAUCACGCUGGUGAUGAUGAGGGUGAACGGGUUCAUACUCCGCUCGCCGAUCUCGAUUAAGCAUCUGCUGAAGCAAACAGAGGAUUUGGGCUUCUCCCCUGAGUCGAAGAUGUUCGUGCAAGCUCUGUCAGUGGUGGCCAUGAUUAAAAGUACGACCUUGCAGAAGAAGAUCGAGCUUUUCAAGAGCUUUGGGUGGUCUAAAGAUGAGGUUCAUAAGGCAUUUCGGAAGUGCCCGAAUGUGCUCUCGCUCGCGGAGGAGAAUGUGAGGUUGAAAAUGGAUUUCUUGCUGGGGAAAGCAGGCUGCCUGCCGGUGUAUAUCAAAGAGAGGCCGAUGCUUCUUGCCUACAGUUUGGAGAAGAGGCUGGUGCCUCGGCAUCAUGUGAUGAGUAUCCUCAAGGAGAAGGGGAUUGGAAAGUAUUUUAGCUUUUAUAGUGUCGUUGGUUUACCCGAGAAAAACUUUGUUGAGAAGUUUAUUAGGCGCAAUGAGAAAGGAAUGCCAGGUCUUGACAAGGUCUAUGCUGCUGCUUGCGCCGGAGUGAUACCCACUUAGUGGUCUCGAAGUUUCUGAAUGAAGUAUGGUGCUUUUCUACGUAAACGGCAAGAUCAUGAGCUCUUGUUUAAAUUUUAAUGCUCAAUUUGCACCUGGUUGUGGAGAGUACCUUCAUUAUGCUUGGAGGAAUUGUAAAAACUUCACUAAGUCAAGGCAUCGAUAUUUCUCAUGACCAUGAUUUCUAUUCUUUCAUGGUUUUGUUUAGAUUCUGAAUUUUCCUUUAAGGUCCAAUCUGUUUUGUGGUAGCAAGUAUGUAAUAUUUAUUCGAUCCCAAGUUCAAGCCUCUUAUCAGCAUGUCUUAUCUUAUAAGGCGCUUACAGAGCUACACGAGUGUUCAUAAUUUGCUGGGAGAUUAUCAGAGAGAGUUUGUCAUUCCCCUGGUUUGGUUGCUUCUAAAACAGCUAAUAGUUUGCUUCUCUAAUAGGUUGUUUGAGUUCAUCUGAGUUGUAUUAAGCAGGAUAGUUUUACGUGAUCCAUAGCUAAUGUAGGAAUUGUUUAGUCUACUGUUUUAGUCUAGUAUUACGAUAUAUGAUUCUUUUCUUGAUUCAUCAAUUUGUAGCGCUAGCAACUCUCCUUUGUUAUUGUUAUUUGCGUGUGGUUUCAAGUUGGA